Messenger RNA from Chenopodium quinoa (quinoa), 811 nucleotides. RefSeq names its product SKP1-like protein 1A. The record is from RefSeq and is a predicted model, not a curated record. NCBI's taxonomy places the organism in Eukaryota, Viridiplantae, Streptophyta, Magnoliopsida, Caryophyllales, Amaranthaceae. Gene Ontology annotation, biological process: SCF-dependent proteasomal ubiquitin-dependent protein catabolic process. The transcript is spliced from 2 exons. Gene Ontology annotation, molecular function: cullin family protein binding. The coding region runs from base 234 to 734 and encodes 166 amino acids. Gene Ontology annotation, cellular component: cytoplasm; nucleus.
UUUUUUUUUUUUUUUUUUACAAAAAUCAUAUAGGAUAGCUGGAUAGGAUAGAAUUUGUUGGAAAAAAAUAAGAUAGCAUCGUGUAAGAUUUUUCUAGAAUCCCCAAUGACAUCUAUAAAAACAACCCUAGUAGUCUUCCAAAGUCUCAUCAGUCAACAUAUUCUCAAAAGAAGUCAUACUUUUACAAAAUAUUACUCUCCUCUUUUCCUUCCAAGCUAGAAAACUUCAAUUCAAUGGCAUCAUCCUCCUCUUCUCCAUCUUCUUCCAAGAAGGUUGUCCUUAGGACUUCCGAUCGGGAAUUUUUCACCGUGAACGAAAACACAGCAAGGCUUUCUCAAACCCUCACGCACAUGAUCGAGGACCUCAGCGACAGCAACAAUCCCAUUCCGGUGCCUAAUGUCGACGCUAGAAUUCUCUCUAAGGUUAUCGAGUACUGCAACAAGCACGUUGUUGCCAAUAGCCCCGAAUCCGAGACCACUGAAGAUGAACUCAAGCAAUGGGAUAAGGACUUCCUAAAAGUUGAUCAAGAGACCCUCUUUGAGCUCAUUCUUGCUGCAAACUACCUGGACAUAAAGAGUUUACUAGACUUGACUUGCCAAGCCAUUGCUGAUAUCAUCAAGUCUAAAACUCCUGAGGAGGUAAGGAAGAUCUUCAACAUCGUCAAUGAUUUUACUCUCGAAGAAGAAGCCGAAAUUCGAAGGGAGCAUCAAUGGGCCUUUGAUGAUUGUGAGUAAGCUGAUAUUCAGACAACAAUUUCGAAACUGAAAGAAAGAAAUAUGAUUUGAUGUUGUUAUAUGUUACUCCAUACAAU